AUGAUCAUUUACAAGGAUAUCAUCUCUGGAGACGAGGUUCUCUCUGACAACUUCAAGAUCAAGGAGGUCGACGGUGUCCUCUACGAGUGCGACUGCCGCAAGUACCUCAAGCGGAAGAACGAGGACGUCCAGCUCGAGGGUGCUAACCCCUCCGCUGAGGGUGGUGAUGAGGAUGCCGGCGGUGAGGGUGAGGAGGUCAUGGUUCACGACAUUGAGGAUCAGUUCCGUCUCGUUUGGCUGAAGACCGAGGAGGGCAUGAAGCCUUCCAAGGAUGCCUUCAAGAGCCACCUGAAGGUCUACAUGAAGAAGGUUCUCGGCAAGCUUCAGGAGAAGGGUGCUCCCGAGGCGGAGAUCGAGGCUUUCAAGAAGGGUGCCCCCGGCGCCGUCAAGAAGAUCCUUGCCAACUAUGACAACUACGAUGUCCUUAUGGGCCACUCCAUGGACGGUGAUGCUAUGCACGUCCUGAUUGACUUCCGUGAGGACGGUGUCACUCCCUUCGCCACUCUCUGGAAGCACGGUCUCGAGGAGAUGAAGGUUUAA
This is a messenger RNA of Aspergillus lentulus, 540 nucleotides long. RefSeq names its product translationally-controlled tumor protein. The record is from RefSeq and is a predicted model, not a curated record. Lineage: Eukaryota; Fungi; Ascomycota; Eurotiomycetes; Eurotiales; Aspergillaceae. Gene Ontology annotation, cellular component: cytoplasm. Gene Ontology annotation, molecular function: calcium ion binding.